UCCUCCAGAUCGGCAAGACUGUACAGACGUGCUGCGCCUCCUCCCACUCCCACACGACUCCCGUCUUCCUCGACGACCAAGCAACCAGCAUCCGGCUGCUCGUAGCUGCGCGUGCUUGUGUUCUCUGUAACGUUGCUCCCUCUACGGAUUUUUUCUCCUCCUCCUGUCUCCUGAUUCAAAAAAAUCUCUUUGCUUCUUCGUGCGUGUGAUAGAGCAACCAUAUCUAGAAGAUGGACAUAGAGUACCAUGAGGAGUAUGUGAGCAAUCCGAGUGGCGUGCAGCUCUUCACGUGCCGGUGGCUGCCAGCGUCCUCCUCGCCCAAGGCGCUCGUCUUCCUCUGCCAUGGUUACGGUGCGGAGUGCAGCGAGUUCAUGAGAGAAUGUGGGAUCAAGAUGGCCACAGCAGGGUAUGGUGUGUUCGGGAUCGAUUAUGAGGGCCACGGCAAGUCCAUGGGUGCCAGAUGCUACAUCCAGAAGUUCGACAACCUUGUGACUGACUGCGACCAGUUCUUCAAAUCCAUCUGCGAGAUGGAGGAUUACAGGAACAAAAGCCGGUUCCUGUACGGAGAGUCCAUGGGUGGAGCUGUCGUUCUACUGUUGCAUAGGAAGGAUCCAGCAUUCUGGGAUGGAGCAGUCCUUGUGGCGCCAAUGUGCAAGAUAUCAGAGAAGGUGAAACCGCACCCUCUUGUGGUCUCCUUCCUGACUAAGGUGGAGGAGAUAAUCCCAAAAUGGAAGAUUGUCCCGACCAAAGAUAUCAUCAACUCCACAUUCAAGGACCCCAUCAAGCGUGAAAAGGUCAGGAAGAACAAGCUCAUCUACCAGGACAGGCCCCGGCUGAAGUCUGCGCUGGAGCUGCUCAGGACCAGCAUGGAUGUGGAAGAUAAUCUGUCAGAGGUGAGGGUGCCAUUUCUGGUCCUGCACGGCGAGGCCGACACGGUGACCGACCCGGAGGUCAGCCGCACCCUCUACGAGCGCUCAGCCAGCACCGACAAGACCAUCAAGCUCUACCCAGGGAUGUGGCACGGCCUCACCGCCGGUGAGCCUGACGAGAACGUGGAGCUGGUGUUCUCUGACAUUCUCGCAUGGCUCGACCAGCGCAGUCGCCAUUGGAAACCUGAAGAACGGGUCAGACCUCCACUAGAGCCCGAAAACAAGCACCACCAAGAGGCGUCCAAGAAAAUCACCUGUGCUACCAGCAGCAAUGGUGCAGAGAGUCCGGUGCCCGUGUCACCACACGGCCAGCCUCAGUGUGGCUGCAGCUUCCUCUGCGGGCUCGGUGGCCAACCAAACCAGCACCAAUCUAGGAUGUAG
Messenger RNA from Setaria italica (foxtail millet), 1310 nucleotides. RefSeq names its product caffeoylshikimate esterase. Gene Ontology annotation, cellular component: membrane. NCBI's taxonomy places the organism in Eukaryota, Viridiplantae, Streptophyta, Magnoliopsida, Poales, Poaceae. The record is from RefSeq and is a predicted model, not a curated record. Gene Ontology annotation, molecular function: lipase activity. The coding region runs from base 231 to 1310 and encodes 359 amino acids. The transcript has 8 exons.